Molecule: messenger RNA, 981 nt
Organism: Tinamus guttatus (white-throated tinamou)
Lineage: Eukaryota; Metazoa; Chordata; Aves; Tinamiformes; Tinamidae
Source: RefSeq, a predicted model, not a curated record
UAGUGAAGCCCAAAGUGGCUUCCAUGGAGGAGAUGGCGAGCUUCCACACGGACGCCUACCUGCAGCACCUGCAGAAGGUCAGCGAGGAGGGAGACGACGACCACCCCGAGUCCACGGAGUAUGGGCUUGGUUAUGACUGCCCCGCUACGGAAGGGAUCUUUGACUACGCGGCAGCCGUAGGAGGAGCCACCAUCACGGCAGCCCAGUGCCUGCUGGACGGCAAGUGCAAGGUAGCGAUUAACUGGCCUGGAGGGUGGCAUCAUGCAAAGAAGGACGAAGCUUCUGGCUUCUGCUACCUGAACGAUGCUGUCCUGGGCAUCCUGCGGCUGCGCCAGAAGUUUGACCGCGUCCUUUACAUCGACUUGGAUUUGCAUCAUGGGGACGGUGUUGAAGAUGCCUUUAGUUUCACUUCGAAAGUCAUGACUGUUUCUCUGCACAAGUUUUCACCCGGAUUUUUUCCAGGCACUGGUGACGUGACAGAUGUUGGCCUGGGGAAAGGUCGCUACUACAGCGUGAAUGUGCCUAUUCAAGAUGGCAUCCAGGAUGAGAAGUAUUACCAGAUCUGUGAAACCGUGCUUAAGGAGGUGUAUGCAGCCUUCAACCCAGACGCCGUCGUGCUGCAGCUGGGGGCAGACACCAUAGCCGGAGACCCCAUGUGCUCCUUCAACAUGACGCCCGAGGGAGUGGGCAAGUGCCUCAAGUACGUGCUGCAGUGGCAGCUGGCGACCCUCGUCCUGGGAGGAGGAGGCUACAACCUUGCCAACACAGCUCGUUGCUGGACAUACUUGACGGGGAUCAUCCUCGGCAGAACGCUGUCCUCCGAGAUCCCCGACCACGAGUUUUUCACAGAGUACGGUCCUGAUUACGUGCUGGAGAUCACACCGAGCUGCAGACCAGACCGCAAUGAGCCACAGAGAAUUCAAGAGAUCCUCAAUUCCAUCAAAGGGAACCUGAAGCACGUUGUUUAGUGGAGCAGGGAAG